AUGAUAAAGACAUGUGGAAUUUCAUUAAACUUGUUUUUAUUUGUCGGAUGCUUUUUGACAUGUUCAGCAUCUAAUACGCCUCGAGUGCAUGUAAGCUCUGGAGAAAUUGCAGGCAUACCUUAUGCAAGUCCCCCAGUUCAAAAUUAUCGAUUUAAAGAACCUCAACCCGUAAAGCCUUGGUUGGGAGUAUGGAACGCCACCAUUCCUGGAAGUGCCUGUUUCGGACUAUCUUUUGGAGAAGAUUUUAAAUCUAUUUUAUCACUUAUUGGUCAAGAAGAUUGUUUAUUUAUCAACGUGUAUACGCCUAAGCUUCCACUAGAGAAUGCACCAGGUAAACUAAUGAACGUUGUGGUGCAUAUACAUGGUGGCGCAUACCUUGGUGGCGAAAGCCUGACAUAUGGUCCAGAAUAUCUUUUGGACAACAACGAUUUCGUUUACGUAACAAUGAAUUACCGUUUGGGCGUAUUAGGAUUUGCUUCCACCGGUGAUGGUGUUUUGCCUGGGAAUAACGGAAUGAAAGACCAAGUAGCAGCAUUGAAGUGGAUACAACAAAACAUAGUUGCAUUUGGUGGUGACCCAAACAGUGUAACAAUCACUGGCAUGUCAGCUGGUGCAGGUUCUGUUCAUAGCCAUCUGAUUUCACCAAUGUCUAAAGGGUUAUUUAAUCGAGUAAUUAUUCAAAGUGGAAGUGCAUUUUGUCAUUGGUCGCAUACUGAAAACGUUGAUCAAAAAACAAAGUAUGUUGCAAACAUGCUGGGAUGUCCAACAAAUAAUUCCUUGGAAAUCGUCGAAUGUCUUCGUUCUAGACCAGGAAAGGACAUUGCUCAAUCAAUAAUAAACUUCAUGCCAUUUACAUUUAGUCCCAUUGUACCGUUUGGUCCAACUGUUGAAGUAGAAGGAGACGAAAAAUUCUUACCUGAUAUCCCAGAAAAACUCGUUCCAUAUGACAUUCCAGUACUGAUAAGUUUAUGCCAAGAUGAGGGUCUUAUUUUACAAUUAAUUUUUGGUUCAGACAAUGCUAUUAAUGAACUAAACAAUAAUUGGAAUGAACAUUUACCACAUCUUCUUGAUUAUAAUUACACGAUUUCCGACAACGAGAAUCUGAGGUCCGAAAUUGCUCAAGAUAUAAAAGAGUUUUACUUUGGUGACAAACCAAUAUCAAAAGAAACAAAAAGCAAUCUUGUAAAAAUGAUAUCAGAUAGAUUAUUUGGAUAUGGAAUUAGUAAAGCAGCCCAGCAUAUUGCUGCGAAGAAUACGGCGCCUGUAUAUUUCCAUGAAUUUGGAUACAGUGGUAAUUAUUCUUACAUAGCUGCGUUCGGAACAAAACCUUAUUCCCGAGAAUCAAACGUAACUCAUGGCGAUGAAACCUUUUAUAUAUUAAAAACGAACGGUAUCAAUGUUCACGACAAUGAAGAAGAUGCAAAGAUGAUGAAAACUAUGGUCAAUAUUUGGUCAACCUUUAUUAAAAACGGAGUUCCAGAUAUUGGAAAUUCAGAAAUUUGGUCACCUGUUUCCAAGAAUCCAGCAGAUCCUCUCAGGUUCAUUAAGAUUACUCAACAACAAACAUUUGAAGCCAGAGAACAUUCGAACCAUGGAAAUUUUGAAUUUUGGAGUAGAUUACCAUUAACAGAGUUUUAUAAUAUUAAUGUGCCAGAAGACGUAAAAACUGAAUUAUAA
This is a messenger RNA of Macrosiphum euphorbiae (potato aphid), 1677 nucleotides long. The record is from the annotation of a GenBank genome assembly. Lineage: Eukaryota; Metazoa; Arthropoda; Insecta; Hemiptera; Aphididae.